GAUAGUAAAGUAGACCUUGGGUUGACGUCUGACUAUACGAGUGAUUAAAAUAGAAACACUGGGUUAUAGUCCGGAUCGAAAUAGGAACCGCUUUUAUAUAUCUAUACAUAUUUGCCUAUUUUACUCUACUGUUAGACACCCUGUGAUCAAUCUAAGGUGAACCCAGAACGAACUCGUCACAGAUUUCUCAAUCGUUAUCGCACUUGCACAGAUUCUUCUAUUCUUGGAUUUACCCUUUCCCUUUGCCAGAUAAAGGUUGGAUGAGUGCAUGAACUUUCAAGAUAGCAUAAUGGGUCGGCGGCAAAAAGCUGCAAAAUUGAUGAGAGGGAAGGAUCUACUUACUGAACUACCAGAUGAGAUUCUUUCCACAAUCAUUUCAAUGCUGACGUUGAAAGAGGCUGUAAGGACUAGUGUGUUGUCAAAAAAGUGGAAAUCCAUUUGGACUUGUCACUCUGACUUGUGCUUUGAUUCAAUCACCCUACUCGGGGACAAGGUUCACUUCAAUAACAUAGCUAACUGUAAAGUGGAAUCGAAUAGACAACCACACAGGUGCAAGUUUGUAGAACAGGUAGAUCAGAUUAUGCAUCAACGGUGCAAGAGCAGAAAGAUAGAUUCUUUUACUAUUCAAUUUCAUUUGGGCAAGGAAUCUGCUUCUCACAUCAAUCAGUGGAUUGAUUGCGCAAUUAAGGAAGGGGUUGAAAAUAUGGAUGUUAAUUUAUCUGAGUGCUGUAGCUUUAAAGUGGAUCCCGACUAUUCUUCUACAUAUGAAGGAUAUAAAUUCCCUUUCUGGCUUCUUGCUGCCCCAGGCAAAAAAUCCACUAUAAAGCAUCUUCGGUUGGUGUCAUGCAAUCUCAGUGCUCCUCCAAGUUCCAAAUGUCUCUCCUCCCUGAUCACCCUUGGACUGCAAAAUGUAACUAUCAGUGAUCAACAACUUGAGAAUAUCUUAUCUAGUUGUUUGUUUCUUGAAGGGCUAAGUUUGCAUCAGUGCAGAAGAUUAGUCAAUGUGGGAUUUGUUGGCCCGAACCACUUUCUGAAAUUUCUUAGUAUAAAAAACUGUAUCAGAUUGAAGAAUAUCGAAAUUUAUGCCAAGAAUCUUGUCACUUUUGAAUACACCGGUCACUUAAUUAGCUUCUCCUUCAAAAAUGUCCCAAGGCUGGCUGAAGCUUUUUUGAGUUUCACUGGAGAGAGCAGGCAGGAUGGUGUAAGUUAUUCGCUCACAAGAUUUGCCAGCGACCUACCUCAAUUGGAGACUCUAAAUUUACACUCUGUACUGGCUAUGAAAACACUACCUCUGCCAGAAGAUGUACCUACUACAUUCACCAAUAUCAAGCAGUUGGUGUUGAGUGUUUAUCCAUUCGAUGACGAAGACAAACUUUGUUGGAUUAGUUACAUCCUGAAGGCCUUCCCUUUGUUACAAAAGCUACAAUUAAAUUUGUUUUGCCCAAACUUCAUCAAACAACCGAAAGAGAUAGAAAGGGUCCUUCCUGAGUGCAAGCAUAAGCAUGUCACUGAAGUCGAGAUAAAUGGGUUUUACGGCAACCAGCAUGAAGCUGAACUGUUGAAGUAUCUGGUUGACAACCUAGUUGAACUCAAAGACCUAGUGGUUAGUCUGCGCCAGAAGGUAUACAACGGAUUCAACAACUGGGUUUAUGAAGAAGCAAGCUCAUGGUACAAAUCGAGAAUGGAGAGCGUGGGUACAUGGCUUGAUGAAGUAGUUCCCCAGUCUGUCCAUCUCAUAAUUGGGUGACAUUGUUCUCUUAGUAAGCAGAUGCUGGGAAUUUAAAAAUGAGUAUGCUUUUGAAGACUGGCUAGUAAUGUUUUUGCUACUGAGAAGAACAGAACAUUUUUGUUUGUAUCAUAUGUAUUAGAAUGUAUUUCUUAGUUUUCCUUGUUUAUUGUGUAUUCCACUUUGAUGUCA
Cornus florida is the source of this 1918-nucleotide messenger RNA. Its product is annotated as F-box/LRR-repeat protein At3g26922-like. The transcript has 5 exons. Gene Ontology annotation, molecular function: protein binding. The record is from RefSeq and is a predicted model, not a curated record. The coding region runs from base 269 to 1747 and encodes 492 amino acids. NCBI's taxonomy places the organism in Eukaryota, Viridiplantae, Streptophyta, Magnoliopsida, Cornales, Cornaceae.